Helianthus annuus (common sunflower) is the source of this 1491-nucleotide messenger RNA. Its product is annotated as malonyl-coenzyme A:anthocyanin 3-O-glucoside-6''-O-malonyltransferase. The transcript has a single exon. NCBI's taxonomy places the organism in Eukaryota, Viridiplantae, Streptophyta, Magnoliopsida, Asterales, Asteraceae. The record is from RefSeq and is a predicted model, not a curated record. Bases 1 to 1359 code for a protein of 452 amino acids.
AUGGCUUCCGUUCCCCUCUUGACUAUUGUUGAAGAGUCACGGGUAUCACCACCAGCGGCCACCAUAGGCGACAGGUUGUUGCCACUGACCUUCUUUGACUUUUGGUGGUUAAAGCAACACCCUCCUGUUCACAAUCUAUUCUUUUACGAGCUCUCAAUCACACAAACUCACUUCACUGAAAAUAUUAUUCCUAGUCUCAAACACUCUUUGUCAAUCACUCUUCAACAUUUUUUUCCAUUUUCUGGUCACUUGAUCGUGUUUCCUACUUCUACCAAAAAGCCGGAAAUCCGUUAUGUUGAAGGUGAUUCUGUUGCAGUGACUUUCGCAGAAUGUAACCUUGAUUUCAACGAACUAACGGGAAACCAUCCCCGAGAUUGUGGGAUGUUUUACUAUCUUAUACCUCAACUAGGCCAAGCUGAUAAAACUCAAGAUUUUACAAAGAUCCCGGUGUUCUCCGUUAAAGUGACACUUUUUCCAAACUCCGGAAUCUCUAUUGGAAUGACAAAUCACCAUUGCCUUGGUGAUGCUAGCACCAGGUUUAUUUUCUUGAAGGCGUGGACGUCGAUUGCUCAAUGUGGUACAGAUGAGUCGUUUCUAGCUAAUGGAACUUUGCCGAUUUAUGAUAGAGUAGUAAAAAACCCUAAACUAGAUGAAAAUUAUCUAAAGUUUGUGGAAGUUGAAAACUUUAAAGAAAAGUAUCAACCUCCAAAACUAUGUGGACCAACUGAUAAAGUUCGAGGCACAUUUAUAUUGCCUCGAACUUUGUUGCUUAGGUUGAAACGUUUAGUUUCAACCCGACUACCAACAUUAGCAUAUGUAUCAUCUUUUACGGUUGCAUGUGCUUAUAUCUGGAGUUGCAUAGCGUAUACACGCAACGAUGAGCUACAACUAUUUGGUUUCGCCAUUGAUUGUAGGACACAUAUGGAUCCCGUAAUCCCAACAGCCUAUUUCGGCAACUGUGUUAGCCGAUGUGGUGCUGUGGAAAAAACCACUGAGUUAAGCGGAAAAGAAGGGUUCGUGAAUGCUGCAAAAUUGCUCGGAGAAAGUUUACAUAAGACCUUGACUGAUAAAGAUGGAGUUGUUAAAGAAGUAGAGUCAUUUGGGUACUUGUUUGCCAAAGGGAUUCCAACAACAAUGAUUGGGGUCGCGGGAACACCAAAGCUCAAGUUUUAUGACAUGGAUUUUGGGUGGGGUAAGCCCAAAAAACUCGAAACAAUUUCGAUCGAUUAUAGUGGCUCAAUAUCCAUGAAUGGGUGUAGAGAAAAUAAUGAAGAUCUUGAGAUCGGCGUUUGCCUUGCGACCAAUGAGAUGGAGUCUUUUGUUCGUAUGUUUGAAGAUGGGUUGAAAAAAUACAUUUAGAUGCAACAUAUUUAGGUGAAAAUAAUGUUUUUAAAAACAUGCACCUUAUUAUAAUAAUCUUGUUAAAUACUGGUUUAAACUUACGAUCCAAAUUGACGUUUUUAUAUUCCUUCAACCAAUCUUAUUUUAUUG